This is a messenger RNA of Umbelopsis ramanniana AG, 7619 nucleotides long. RefSeq lists its product as uncharacterized. The record is from RefSeq and is a predicted model, not a curated record. The coding region runs from base 54 to 7160 and encodes 2368 amino acids. Gene Ontology annotation, molecular function: protein-containing complex binding; protein serine/threonine kinase activity; protein binding. Gene Ontology annotation, cellular component: TORC1 complex; nucleus; TORC2 complex. The transcript is spliced from 13 exons. NCBI's taxonomy places the organism in Eukaryota, Fungi, Mucoromycota, Umbelopsidomycetes, Umbelopsidales, Umbelopsidaceae. Gene Ontology annotation, biological process: TOR signaling; negative regulation of macroautophagy; protein phosphorylation.
GCCAUAAGUGAGUUGUUGAACAUUGACACCAUUGUCGAUCCCCGUCAUCCAGCAUGGCGACGGUCUUAGUUGCAAAUAACCAAGACAAUUUGGAUCGAAUCUUUCUGGAACUAAAAUCAAAGUAUGAAGAAAGAAGAUUAACAGCUGCUGAAGAUUUACGAGAUGCUGUUGCCACAGCUGCUCGUGAACAGCCUGAGGAAAACUUGACAAGAAUCAUUUCAGACAUCAAUCCACGCAUCUUUCAACUUAUUCAGAGCAGCGAUAACCAUGAAAAGCUCGGUGCCAUCGUCGCUAUAGACAAAUUGAUCGACCUUGAACCUGAGAGAAAUGCAGAUCGGUUCAAUAAUUAUCUUUCAUCCGUCCUUCCUUACAAUGACUCUUCUGUCAUGAUUCCUGCUGCUCGUGUCCUCGGACGCUUGGCCACCAGUCAAUCUACCUUCACCGCAGAUCUCGUUGAUGGUCAAGUUGAACGUGCAUUGGAAUGGUUGCAAGGUGAUCGAAGUCGAUUAGCAGCUGUGCUCGUUCUAAGAGAAUUAGCCAUCAAUUCACCCACUUUAAUAUACGCCAGUGUUCCACGUAUCCUCGACUUGGUAUGGAUCGCUAUCAGAGAUUCUAGACAACUUAUUCGAGAAACUGCAGCAGAAUGUUUGAGUCAGUGUUUGGAGAUUAUUCAACAAAGAGAAAGCCCUCAGCGACGAGCCUGGUAUCACCGCAUCUGGGAAGAAAUCACCAAAGGCUUGAAGCUGAACAGCGCAGACGCUACCCACGGUAGUUUACUUGCUAUGCGCGAGUUACUACUUCAUGCUGGAAUGUUCAUGACGGACAUGUACAGAGAUGUGUGUGAGAUCGCUCUUAGACUCAAGGAUUCAAGAGAUCAGCUGAUCCGCAAAACGGUUGUCUCCAUAUUACCUACUCUUGCGCGAUACGAUCCCUCCGUAUUUAUGGAAGAUUAUUUGCAUCGUUGUAUGAACCACCUGCUGAGUUUGCUGAAAAAAGAAAAAGAUAGGAAAGACGCUUUCAUUGCCAUUGGUAAUAUCGCGGUUGAAGUAAAAAGCAGCAUGAGCCCUUAUUUGGAUGCAAUUUUAAUGCACAUUAGAGAAACCCUGGCUGUUAGAAGUCGCCAGCGAAAAGAUAUUGAACCAGCUGUGUUUAUGUGCAUUAGCAUGCUUGCUGUCGCUGUAGGACAAGCCUUGACUCGAUACAUGCAUGAACUAUUGGACCUCAUGUUCAACUGUGGUUUAUCAGAACCCCUUGUUCAAGCAAUGAAGAGCUUAGCUGAAAAUAUUAAACCGCUGCUGCCCACCAUUCAAGAUCGCCUGCUGAAUGUUAUUUCCAUGACCCUCAGUGGUCAGCCUUAUAGAGCCCCUGGUGCACCGGCUUCUAGGAAUACAGCGCAAACUUUAGAAAGACCCAUACGGGAUGCCACCACUGGCGAUACAAAAGAUGUUGAAACAAUCGUCCUAGCCUUGACCACAUUGGGAUUGUUCGAUUUCACCAACCACGUCUUGAACGAAUUCGUUCGAGAUUGUAUUGUUACCUAUUUGGAAGACGAUGUAGCUGACAUUCGCAAGGCUGCAGCAGUAACGUGUUGCCAACUCUUUGUGCGCGAUCCCAUCUGCAAUCAGACGAGCGUGCAUGCCAUCAAAGUAGUCGGAGAGGUUUUGGAAAUGCUCUUGAUUGUUGGUAUUGCUGAUCUGGAUCCAAGUAUCCGCCAAACCGUACUUUCUUCACUGGAUGAACGUUUCGAUCGUCAUCUUGCCCAAGCCGACAAUGUUCGAACCCUGUUCAUUGCUCUCAACGAUGAAGUCUUUGCUAUUCGGGAGAUUGCGAUCACCAUUAUCGGAAGACUGACAGCUUACAACCCAGCAUACGUUAUGCCGUCUUUGCGAAAAACGUUGAUUCAGCUCUUGACUGAUUUAGAAUACUCUGUGAAUGGACGAAACAAAGAAGAAUCUGCCAGAUUAUUGUGUUUGCUCGUUUCAGCCGCCCAACGCUUGAUCAAACCUUACGUGGAACCCAUUCUCAAGGUCCUGCUUCCCAAUGCACGAGAUCCCUCCACCGGUGUGGCAUCUUCUGUAUUAGCUGCCUUAGGCGAACUUUCAGAGGUGGCUGGGGAUGACAUGAUACCUCAUUUAGAGGAGAUGAUGCCUCUCAUUAUAGAUACCCUUCAGGAUCAAAGCUCCAGUAUUAAACGUGAUGCCGCACUCAAAACGCUGGGACAGUUGGCUAGCAGCACUGGUUUUGUCAUUGAACCAUAUGCCAAAUAUCCUCAACUGCUCAACAUUUUGAUCUCCAUCCUCAAGACUGAGCAAAGUGCAGAUAUUAGACGUGAGACGGUAAAGCUGAUGGGUAUUCUUGGUGCUCUUGAUCCAUAUCGUAACAAAACCAAUACAGUUAGCGGUAAUGACGAUUCCUUGGUCGACCCAUCUUUGGCCAGCAACGAUGUGACACUGUUGAUGAUGGGUGUUGGCCCGUCAUCCGAUGAUUACUACCCUCAAGUGGUGAUCCAUUCACUUAUGAAGAUUCUUAGAGAUCCAUCCUUAAGUUCUCACCAUCACGCUGUCAUUCAAGCUAUCAUGUCCAUUUUCAAAACGUUGGGACUUCGUAUCGUCCAGUUUUUACCGUUGAUUAUCCCUGGCUUCUUGUCCAUUAUGCGCUCAUGCACCACUGGCAUGCUGGAUUUCUAUUUCCAUGAACUCGGUAACCUGGUUAGCAUUGUUAAACAGCAUAUUCGAAACUACUUGAACGAUAUCUUUGAGCUUGUCGAUAACUACUGGACGCCUGUCUCUAAUAUCCAAAUCACCAUCAUCGCCUUGAUCGAAGCCAUUGCCAAGGCCCUAGAUGGAGAGUUCAAAGUCUAUCUUCCACGCCUUCUUCCUCAUAUGCUUCUCAUCUUUGACAACGAUACCUCCGAAAGAAGACAGGCAACUCUGAAGGUGCUGCAUGCGUUCAUCACUUUUGGUCCCAAUAUCGAAGAGUAUCUACAUCUUGUGAUUCCGGCUGUGGUUCGCUUCUUUGAGAAACCAGACGCACCACAGAUGUUAAGAAGACAAGCUAUUCUCACCAUUACCGCACUCUGCAAAAAAGUCAGUAUGGCGGAUUAUGCGUCAAGAAUCAUCCAUCCUCUUACGCGCGUCAUCCCGAGUCUACCUCACGAUACCCGAAAUGCCGCCAUGGAGCUGCUCUGUGCUUUGAUUUUCCAAAUGAGAACGGACUUUGCCAAAUUUAUUCCCAUCAUCAACAAAGUAUUGACUCGAUACAAAGUUAGUCAUCACAAUUACGAACUGCUGGUGAACAAAUUGUUGAAAGGAGAGAACCUUCCUCAAGAAUUAGGAAAAGGUUUGGACGAUAGAGAAACCAAAAACGAAGAUAUCAUUUCGGCUGAUACGAGUGCGGCUAAAAAGCAACCUGUUAACCAGCAGCAUUUGAAGAAAGCAUGGGAAGCAUCGCAAAGAUCCACCAAGGAAGACUGGACUGAAUGGAUGCGACGUCUCAGCGUUGAAUUGUUGAAGGAAUCCCCCUCUAAUGCUCUUAGGGCGUGCUAUCAUCUUGCUAGUGUGUAUACACCACUUGCUCGAGAGUUGUUCAAUGCAGCAUUUGUAUCUUGUUGGAGCGAACUUUAUGAUCAAUAUCAGGAAGAAUUGGUUAAAUCACUUGAAGUAGCUUUGAAAUCUCCCAAUAUACCACCCGAGAUUGUUCAAGUGCUCUUGAAUUUAGCCGAGUUUAUGGAGCACGAUAACAAGUCACUGCCCAUCGAUAUUCGAACCCUUGGUUACUAUGCACAACGCUGUCAUGCUUAUGCAAAAGCAUUGCAUUACAAGGAAACCGAAUUCCAUCAAGAGCAGUCUUUUGACGCAAUUAAAAGCUUGAUGACUAUCAAUAACUUUUUACAGCAACCUGAUGCAGCACUUGGUAUCCUUACCUUUGCCCAGGCUGGUCUCAGAAACGAAAACAUGGUGUCUUGGUAUGAAAAGUUGCACCGUUACCAAGAUGCCUUGGACGCGUAUGAGCGACAGCAACUAGAGAAGCCGAAUGAUAUGGAAAUCACACUAGGUAGAAUGCGCUGUCUUCAUGCUCUAGGAGAAUGGGAUCGCCUUUCAUCGUUGGCACAAGAAAAAUGGGUUCAUUCACCCGUGGAGAACCGCAAGAGAAUGGCAACGUUUGCAGCUGCCGCCGCUUGGGGUCUCGGCCUAUGGGACCAAAUGGACGAAUACAUUGCACUUCUAGUACCAGAAAGCCCAGACAGAGCAUUCUUCCGCGCUGUGCUUGCUGUCCAUCGCAACCGAUUUACCGACGCCGAAAAGUUCAUCAAUCGUACCAGAGAUUUGCUCGAUACGGAAAUGACGGCUCUGCUGGGAGAAAGUUACAACAGAGCCUAUACUACGAUUGUUCGAGUUCAGAUGUUGGCUGAAUUGGAGGAGAUGAUCACUUAUAAGCAAUCAUCGAGUGAUCCGGAGAGACAACUUUCCAUUCGAAAGACGUGGAUGAAACGCUUGAAUGGAUGUCAACGUAAUGUAGAGGUAUGGCAACGCAUCUUACGAGUACGCGCCAUGGUUGUUUCUCCGCAGGACGACAUGGACAUGUGGAUCAAGUUCGCCAAUUUGUGUCGCAAGAGUGGUCGAUUGUCUCUAUCUGACAAAACCCUCAAGAGUCUCAUGGUCAUUGACCGUGAUCAUAAUGGUAUGACCAGUAACCCACAUCCAAAGGUGGUGUAUGCUCACUUGAAGCAUAUGUGGGCAUCUGCCUCUCAAGCUAGUAAUGAAGAUCAGGCCAACCAAAUCCGCCACCAUACCCUCAAUGUCCUUCGUGACUUUACCGUCCAAAAGACACAAGACCUUGGUCUCAAUCCUGAUGAGAUGGCUGUAUCGCUUCCCAUUGACCCAAGUCGAAUUAAUGAGGAUAUUGCUGAGUAUACCAACUUGCUUGCACGAUGCUAUCUCAAACAAGGUGAAUGGCAACGGGCCCUCAACGAUGACCUUGUUGAAGACACCUUCCCUGAUAUUUUGAGAUCGCUUCUGCUUGCCACUCGAUUUGACCAAAACUGGUACAAGGCUUGGCAUACCUGGGCAUUGGCCAACUUUGAAGUCAUCAAUCAUUAUGAAUCGAUUCAUGGAGAAAACAUGCCAAAUAAUGUUGUGGAGCAGCAUAUUGUGCCUGCCGUCCAAGGAUUUUUCUGGUCUAUUGCCCUGUCUAAAGAAAACUCGUUGCAGGAUACUCUACGACUGUUGACUCUAUGGUUCAAAUAUGCCUACCAUCCCGAUGUCAGCUCUGCAAUCAACGAAGGAUUUGAUAACAUUAGUAUUGACAUCUGGCUCCAAGUCAUUCCUCAACUCAUUGCUCGUACACACGCACCUAACCCUAAUGUUAGACGACUGAUCCACCAACUUCUUACCGAGAUUGGCAAAGUGCAUCCACAAGCCUUGGUAUACUCGCUUACAGUGGCCUCCAAGUCACAGAGCAUUUCUCGCAAGCGAGCGACGUUUGCCAUUAUGGAUAGGAUGCGCAUUCACAGCGCCAAACUUGUGGAUCAAGCGUUAUUGGUCAGUCAAGAACUUAUUCGAGUUGCUAUUCUUUGGCAUGAAAUGUGGCAUGAAGGUCUUGAGGAAGCGUCUCGACUCUAUUUCGGUGAUAGCAACAUUGAGGCUAUGUUUAGUACUUUGGAACCCUUGCAUAACAUGUUAGAUAGGGGCCCAGAAACGGUACGAGAAGAAUCUUUCCACCAAGCGUUUGGGCGCGAUCUGAAGGAAGCCCAAGAGUGGUGCAAACGAUACAGAGAAUCGCAAGAUCAGAACAAUUUAAAUCAAGCAUGGGAACUCUAUUACCAGGUCUUCCGUCGUAUCAGCAAACAGCUGCCACAACUUAACAAUUUGGAAUUGCAAUAUAUCUCACCCAAGCUUUUGGAGGCACAUGAUCUCGACUUGUGCAUGCCUGGAUUUUAUCGUGCUGGCGAGCCUAUUGUUCGCAUUGCCAAGUUCCACACCAACCUGUCUGUCAUUGCAUCUAAACAACGACCUAGACGACUCACCAUCAUUGGUAGUGAUGGCAAGGAUUACACUUAUUUGCUCAAGGGUCAUGAAGAUUUACGACAGGACGAACGUGUGAUGCAACUUUUUGGUUUGGUGAAUACCUUGUUGUCCAACGACCCAGAAACAUUCAAGCGCCAUCUCAAUAUCCAGCGUAUGUCUGCCAUUCCUCUAUCACCCAACUCUGGUCUCAUUGGAUGGGUUCCCGAUACCGACACUUUACAUUCGUUGAUCAGAGACUACCGUGAAAGCCGAAAAAUUCUACUCAACAUUGAACAUCGACUUAUGCUACAGAUGGCACCGGAUUAUGAUAAUCUUACAUUACUCCAGAAGGUGGAAGUUUUCCAAUUUGCAUUUGAUAAGACCAGUGGUCAGGACUUGUACCGUGUGCUGUGGUUAAAGAGUAGGAAUUCAGAAGCAUGGUUGGAUCGCCGUACCACGUUUACACGUUCUUUGGCUGUUAUGUCCAUGGUGGGUUAUGUCCUUGGUCUUGGUGAUAGACAUCCUUCCAAUCUUAUGCUGGAUAGAAUUACUGGCAAGAUAGUGCAUAUUGACUUUGGUGACUGUUUCGAGGUUGCUAUGCAUCGCGAAAAAUUCCCUGAAAAAAUCCCAUUCCGUCUGACGAGAAUGCUGGUCAAGGCUAUGGAAGUCAGCGGUGUGGAAGGCACAUUCCGUAUAACGUGUCAGCAUGUUAUGCGGGUAUUACGCGAUAACAAGGAGAGUUUGAUGGCUGUUCUCGAAGCCUUUGUGUACGACCCUCUGUUCAACUGGAGAUUGACCCACACUCUUAACCCUAGUCCUAGACAAGCCACCGUUGAUAGAAACAGAAGUGUAGAUCAACUCCACAUGGAUGAGAUGGAAGGAGAGCACCAUGGAUUUUCCGUUAGUCGCCGUCAAAGUCGACAAGAAAUCGAGGCAGCAGCAAGUGAAGAAGCGGCCGGAGCACCUGAGAUUCUCAAUACUAGAGCUGUGGAUGUCAUUCACCGUGUAUCCAACAAGCUUAGUGGAAAAGAUUUCUUGCCUUCACAGACACUGGAUGUCCCAACGCAAGUCGACAGGCUCAUACAACAAGCUACUUCUCUGGAGAAUUUGUGCCAGUGCUAUGUUGGAUGGUACGUUGUAUUGCUAUGUAUGUGAUGAAUCAUCCAGUGAGAUCCCCUCCCCUGACUUUUUUGUUCUUCCUUUUAGGUGUGCUUUCUGGUAGAUGUCAAGUUUCGAUACCAUGGACCAAAACCCUGUAGUUGCUUUUAUCCAUGCCCUUCCUUCUUUUUUUUUUUUUUCAUUAUUAUUAUUAUUUUUGGUUAUGGAGCCAAUCCCGUUCGUGUAUAUAUAAAAUUCAAUUUACACACUAUACCUUUGCGUGGAAUAGCAUGGCCGUUGGAAGAUCGCGGCCGGCGACAUUUGAGUCGAUCAGUUAGACGCAUUUCACUGAAAGUUUAACCAUUCACCAUAAAGCUGGUUUUCUGGCACAAAUACCAGGUAAAUCAGUCUUUAUUAUUAAGCUGAUCUUCCCCGCGCUUAAUACAAAUCCCGUUCGACUAACUUGUUAAAAAUGUUAAGAAGGUGCUGACCAAGGGGGAUCAUAGUGAGCUUUCU